AUGACCCAAACUGGACUUUACCUCUUAACAACAUUACCAAGUAGAACACAAACAGCAGAUGGAUUUGACUUUGAAAGAAUUCAAUCUAAAUCAGAAGGACUUGCUGAAUGUUAUAAAAGUAUGAUUCCAACACAAUUAAAAUUUGAAUCACUUGAUUCAUUAAUGACACUAUCUGAUGAGCUUGUAAGAAUAGACAGUUCAGUUGGAACUGUUGUAAAAAGAUUAUGUAAUAUAUGGGUUGACGUAAACAAGGAAAUUCAAUUUAAUGAUAAAUGGAAUGAAACUGAUUUAACACAAUUUAGAUGGGAUGAAAAAAAAUACCCAUUUACAGAAACAGCAAAAGUAUUAACAAAUAGAAUAUAUAAAGAUAUUCAACAAAUUGAAAUUCGUUUAAGAGAUUUAGUUUCUAAAUACCAAACUACUUCUAGAGAACUUGCUAUUGAAAAUAAAAAAGAAACAGGAACAUUAUUAACUAGAAGAUUAGACUCAUGUGUACCAAAUGAUGUUAUUAUAGAUACAGAAUAUCUUAUGACAAUAUUUGUUGUAAUUUCAAAACAACAACAUAAAGAAUUUCUUAAAAAUUAUGAUACAUUAAAUGAAUUUGUUGUAUGUGAUUCAGCAAUACAAAUAAUAGUUGAUAAUGAUUUUGAAUUAUAUCGGGUUGUUAUUUUCAAACAUGCAUUAGAUGAUUUUAAGAAUGAAUGUCGUACAUACCAUUAUUCAGUAAGAGAAUUUAAACGAGAAAUUGGUAAUAUAGAAUCAACUAAAUCAUCAUUAAAAGAAUCACUUGAAAGUCAAAAAACUACUUUAAUACGUUAUUGUGAAGCAAAUUUUGUUCAUGUUCUUCAUGCAUGGUUCCAUAUAAAAAUUCUUCGAUUAUUUACUGAUUCAGUUUUACAUUAUGGAUUACCAACUAAAUAUGAUUUAAUUGUUAUGAGACUUAAAAAAAGAGAAAACAAAAAAUUAAUGAAAAAUCUUGUUGGUAAACGUCCUACUAUUGGUACUGAAGUUAAUUAUUUACCAACUCGUGAAGAUCUUGGAUAUGAUCCAGAGGGAUCAGAUAGUACAUUCCCAUUUGUCUUUACAUCAGUUGAUAUUGGAUAUUUAGUUAAUCCAUUAUUACUAGUUUCAAGAUAA
Messenger RNA from Entamoeba dispar SAW760, 1137 nucleotides. RefSeq names its product vacuolar ATP synthase subunit C, putative. The coding region runs from base 1 to 1137 and encodes 378 amino acids. Gene Ontology annotation, biological process: proton transmembrane transport. Gene Ontology annotation, cellular component: vacuolar proton-transporting V-type ATPase, V1 domain. NCBI's taxonomy places the organism in Eukaryota, Evosea, Mastigamoebida, Endamoebidae. Gene Ontology annotation, molecular function: proton-transporting ATPase activity, rotational mechanism. The record is from RefSeq and is a predicted model, not a curated record. The transcript has a single exon.